UCACAAUAUAAAGACUUGGAGCCAUGCAGGUGUCACAAGAUCAGUGCACCCAGGGCUUCCUGCUAAGCACAGCCAGGAGCCUGAUUUGAGCAGCCCUGAUGGAGCAUUUCAGGCGAGGGGUGGAGUUUGGGAUGGCCUCCUUCCAGAGAUGCCAUCCACUGUCAUGUCAAAUGGCAGAGAGCGCACCGCUCGAUGCGCAGAAGCCGGAUAUCCGCUGUAAAGAGAAGUCACGGCAUUCUAAGUGCUGCCACCUCGAAGAGAUGCCAGUCAUCCCUGAGCAGGCCAUGGAGUUCCUCUCUCGGACAUGGAGCCCCUCCUCCUCGGAUCUCUUCCAAAUACUCUCCCCCAGUGGCCUGGGAUCAUCGCUGGAGGACCCAGAGCAAGAUGAAGCAAGAGGAGACGGAGGCGAAGACGACAAAGAAAAGCAUCUUGGCACCGUUCGUUUCAAUGGGGGAACAACAAACCAAUUGUUCAAUCAGACAUGUAGACUUGUAGCCGGCGGCAGGCCUAACAGCGGACAGCGCCGGCACAAGCUCGUCCAGCCUGCCUGGCUCAAAGCUGGAAACAUGAAGGCGAUGCUGCGUGGUUUCCUGCUGGACAGCUUGCCAGUCACCGGAAGCCGGCGGAGGAGGCGGAGGGACGAGCUCCGGCUGCACUCGGCGCAGGCGCACGCUGCCGUGUCGGUGGCGCAGCUCGCUGCGGCGGUGGCGGGCAUCGUGUCGGCGUGCGACCUGAGGCCGGCGGCCUCGGCUAGCGCUGGCGACAGGAGGCUAGGCACGGUGCUCGCGUCCGCCGCGGCGCUGGUGGCCACCGUGUGCGCUGAGGCCGCGGAGAACUCCGGCGCCAACCGCGGCCGCGUCACGUCCGCCGUGAGGACCGGCCUCGAGAGCCGCUCCUCCGCCGACCUGCUCACCCUCACCGCUACCGCUGCCACAUGUUUGAGGGGAGCCGCGGCGCUGAAGCAAAGGGCAGCUGACCUCAGGGGAAUCAGCACCAGCACCAGCACCAGCACCAGCAGCAACGCCGCCAUGGCCAUGAGCGUCAGCGCUGGCAUCCAGAAGGGCACGACUCUCAGAGUCUGCCUGCCUUGUGGAAGUGUGCGUGUGAGGACGGUGUCCGUCUUCCCGCGGCGCGGCGACGGCGCAGCGGUGGUUCUGCGGCUGGGGAAGAAGCGCCUGCACGGCGCGUUCGCCACCUUCAAGGACUAUGUGGUCUCGGCGGUCGGAGACGGCGGCGGCGAGGCGGUGGUGGAAGGGCGGCCGGCGUUCCCGGUGGCGCUGAUCACGUCAGAGCAGGGGGUGACGGUGCAGCUGCUGUUCGAGCACCAGACGCACUGCAAGGUCUGGAAGGCCGCCAUCGAGGGCAUGCUGGCCGAAAGAAGAAGCUCAAGCGCGACAACCAACUGAACUGAUCAGUCUGAUUGGGCACACGCGCACACCGAUCUUCCCGCGCUUCUAUACUUCAUCGAGUAGAAUUGAGAAAUGUCUUGUUUUUGUUUUUCUAUCUUGUGUAAUCACGCCUGUACGUGUUUUGUAACAUGUUUGUAUGUAUGGGGGUGAAUCGGAGCUCAUAAAAGUGCUAUAAAAAACUGCUCUAGGGUUGAAGAGAA
Molecule: messenger RNA, 1609 nt
Organism: Sorghum bicolor (sorghum)
Lineage: Eukaryota; Viridiplantae; Streptophyta; Magnoliopsida; Poales; Poaceae
Product: VAN3-binding protein
Exons: 9
Coding region: 99-1406 (435 amino acids)
Biological process (GO): auxin-activated signaling pathway; phloem or xylem histogenesis; leaf vascular tissue pattern formation
Source: RefSeq, a predicted model, not a curated record